Melanaphis sacchari is the source of this 2112-nucleotide messenger RNA. RefSeq names its product peptide transporter family 1-like. Lineage: Eukaryota; Metazoa; Arthropoda; Insecta; Hemiptera; Aphididae. Gene Ontology annotation, cellular component: membrane. Gene Ontology annotation, molecular function: dipeptide transmembrane transporter activity. Gene Ontology annotation, biological process: transmembrane transport. The transcript has 15 exons. The record is from RefSeq and is a predicted model, not a curated record. The coding region runs from base 1 to 2112 and encodes 703 amino acids.
AUGGAUUUAAUACCUGAUCAAAAGAAAAAAUCACAUUACUCCAAGUCUACAUGGUUAAUUGUAAUCAAUGAAUUUUGUGAACGAUUUACCUUUUUUGGAUUAAAAACCAUUUUGGUUUUGUAUCUAACAACAAUAUUGAAGUUCAAUGGUGACGAGUCGACAAUGAUAUAUCACAGUUUCAUAUUUUUAGCAUACUUCAUACCUAUACCGAGUGCGAUAUUGGGAGACUCUCGUUGGGGAAAAUUCAAAACGAUUUUAUAUUUCUCAUCAGUCUACAUAUUGGGAUGUAUAGUACUCACCGGUGCAUCGAUUGCAGAUAUGUUCAGCCUGGACGUUCAAAAAAUCCUUGCACUCUGCGGACUAUUUUUAAUAUCGGUCGGUACAGGUGGAAUAAAACCGUGCAUUUUUGCAUUUGGUGGCGAUCAAUUUCAGUUGCCUCAACAAGAAAAACAGCUACAACACUUCAUUACUAAAUUCUCGAUUGCAGUAUAUGCAGGAGGAUUGGUCUCAACAUUUUUGAUGCCCGAAUUGAGACAAAGCGUACACUGUUUUGGUAAAGAUACAUGUUUUCCAUUGACUUUCGGUGUGACAGCUGUAAUGAUGAUUUCUUGCACAGCGAUAUUUGUAAGUGGAAAAACAAUCUAUGUAAAGAAAAAACCGGAACGGAACGAAUUAACCAGGACAUUUGGUUGUAUUUUCUACGCACUGCGAGCAAAGAUUACUUCAACCGUUCCGAGUAAAACACAUUGGUUGGAGAACGCAAAGGGAAAAUACACCGAAUCUGAAAUAUCAGACACGAGGUCUAUCUUAAACGUUCUUUGCGUAUUUACAGCGUAUCCAGUAUUUUGGUCACUGUUUGAACAACCGAGUUCAAGGUGGACGUUGCAAGCCACGCUGAUGAACGGUCAUGUGGACUUCUUAGAUUGGACUAUUAAACCUGAUCAAAUCCAGACACUAGGACCGUUGUUUUCAAUAAUAGUGCUACUCCUUUUAGAUGUCGCUUUUUAUCCGAUGUUAGCAGCAAUAGGCAUCCGAAAACCGUUACAACGGCUCUCUUUUUGCGGUGUUCUAGCGGUCAUAGGAUUUGUAAUCGCUGCUCUACUACAAUUUAAAAUCAUUGGAAAUACCACUGAAAUAUCAUCCAGACAAGGGCACAUAAACAUUUACAAUGGAUUUGAUUGCGACGUGUUCUUACAAUCAAAGUCAUUACACAUCAAAGAUUACAUCGGCCCACUCGAAAUGAUCAAUGUCAACCACACAAUCGUGUCUCAGAACGUCACUGCAAAAGAAAUUGUAGAUAUCACAUUAAGUUUUGCAUCAAAUUGCAAUUUUGUGCCGAAAAACUACGAGUUCAAUACCACAGUGACAAUAAUUAAAGGAAAAGUGGUAUCUUAUCACUUGGCCCGAUUGAAUCCGAACAAAAUCGCAUUAAAUCGAGUCGGAGUUUAUGACAGUUUAGUCAAAGAAAAGUUUGGAUACCCUAAUUUUAGGAUUGUAUCCGAUUAUACUUUUGAUUUUGACGAUAAUAAUAUUACAUUAACCAAAACUGAUCACAACUCUUUAAAAUCAUACUCUCUUUCUUUGUUUAAAGGGAGAAAUUUUAAUACCAUUAUGGUAGGAAAAUAUAAUAUUUUCUAUAAUGGGAAAAUGUUACCCACGCCAACUAUGGAAAUAAUACCAGCCACGUUUUAUACACUGACAUUACAACGGAAUGGUGAUCAAAUGGAUGUACGAUUAUUUAUCAAAGACGAAGGAAACUAUAUUCACAUAAUGUGGCAGCUUCCACAAUAUUUGUUUAUGAGUUUAGCUGAUAUAAUAUUCAUAGUCACCGUAAUAAAGUUUGCAUUUACUGAGGCGCCAAUAAACAUGAAGUCAUUCGUAGCUGCUGUUAGUUUAUCGACUAUGGCAUUUGGGAAUUUGCUGGUCAUUAUAAUUUCAACGAUGUCUAUUAAAAAUCAAGCACGCGAAUUUCUACUUUAUUCCGGUCUUAUGCUUGCUGACACUUUAUUAUUAGCUUAUUUUAGUGUGAUUUAUCGGAGUAAAAAUAUUAUCAUAAGUGACACAAAAACACCAAAUGAAAACAAAAUAGAAGAAGUAACUGUUUUUAACUGA